GUCUUACUCUUAAUCUUUGUUCUUGGCUUGUAAGCAAUAGUAGUUUAACAACUUGCGCUGGCUCCAUUUCCACUUGUAUAAAUCUUUUCAGAGAUCAAAGGUCCAUCAAUCAAAGGGUGUCCUUUUAUUUUAACAUAUUCUUCAAAAGUAUCUCAUUUUUCUUUUUUAUCCUUCAUGGCUAAGACUAGCCUAAUUUUCUACCAUCUAUGGGUUUUUUACUUCUUCAACCAUGUUUUUCUCUCACAAUCUUCCCCUGAAACUGCUCUCAUCACUCAGCUUCCUGGCUUCUCUGACUCCUUUCCUUCCAAACAUUAUUCUGGGUAUGUGACUAUUGAUGAAAGUCAUGGCAAGAAUCUAUUUUAUUAUUUCGUUGAAUCUGAAGGGAAUCCAUCAGAAGAUCCUGUGGUUCUGUGGCUCAAUGGUGGACCAGGAUGCUCCAGCUUUGAUGGCUUUGUUUAUGAGCACGGGCCUUUCAAUUUUGAAGCAGCAACGACAAAGGAAACUGUGCUCAAAUUGCAUCUUAAUCCAUACAGCUGGUCCAAGGUUUCCAGUGUUAUAUAUCUAGAUUCCCCUGCCGGUGUUGGACUUUCUUACUCAAAAAAUGAAACUGACUACAUUACUGGUGACAAAAAGACUGCCUCUGAUACGCACACAUUUCUCCUCAAGUGGUUUGAGUUAUACCCGGAGUUCCUUGACAACCCAUUUUUUAUUUCGGGAGAGUCAUAUGCUGGAGUAUACGUGCCAACGCUUGCUUAUGAAGUUGUGAAAGGAAUUGAUGCCGGUGUAAAGCCUGUUCUCAACUUCAAGGGAUAUUUGGUCGGGAACGGAGUUACCGAUCCUGAGUUUGAUGGAAACGCUCUUGUUCCAUUCGCACAUGGGAUGGGCUUGAUCUCAGAUGAGCUAUUUGAGGAGGUGCAAAAGGAGUGCAAUGGAAAUUACUAUAAUUCAGAGCGUGAGACUUGUAACAGUAAACUUGCUGAAGUUGACGAGGAUAUAGACGGACUAAACAUAUAUGACAUUCUGGAACCAUGCUAUCAUGGCACUGAGUCAUCAGAGAACAUGGCUGCUCACUUAAUGCUACCUUCCAGCUUCCGGAAGUUGGGUGAGACUAACCGGCCUCUUCCCGUGAGGAAAAGGAUGUUUGGUCGUGCCUGGCCUUUUAGAGCUCCUGUGAGAGAUGGAAUUGUUCCAACUUGGCCCCAACUCCUCAAUAGUGUCUCUGUUCCAUGCACCGAUGAUGAAAUUGCUACUUUAUGGCUCAACAGUCCAGCAGUUAGACAAGCAAUUCAUGCUGAAGAGGGAAGCCUUGUGGGUGAUUGGCAAUUAUGUUCAGACAACAUUUUUUUUAAACAUGACGCUGGGAGCAUGAUCAAAUACCACAAGAACCUCACUGCCAGGGGAUAUCGGGCCCUUAUAUUCAGUGGGGAUCAUGAUAUGUGUGUUCCAUUCACUGGCAGUGAAGCCUGGACAAGGUCUAUCGGAUACAAAGUUGUCGAUAAAUGGAGGCCUUGGACCUCUAAUGGACAAGUUGCUGGAUAUACUCAAGGAUAUGAGAAUGGCCUCACCUUUUUAACCAUAAAGGGAGCUGGACAUACUGUUCCAGAAUACAAACCGCUAGAGGCGCUGGACUUCUACAGUCGAUUCUUGGCUGGAAAACCAAUAUGAAAGAAAUGCAUGGAAUUGUGGCGUUGUGUGUAUACAUACUGCUUGAUUGGGAAAGACAACAUUGUUGUUUCCUGAGUCUUUCAGGUCAUCAGACUUUAUGGCUGAAAAUAUAUCAAUAAAUUAUAUCCAGAUAGCAAGGUUGAAUGAAUUAAAUUGGCUGCAUUUUAGAUGUA
This is a messenger RNA of Mangifera indica (mango), 1838 nucleotides long. Its product is annotated as serine carboxypeptidase-like 20. Bases 175 to 1665 code for a protein of 496 amino acids. Gene Ontology annotation, biological process: secondary metabolic process; proteolysis. The transcript has 14 exons. Gene Ontology annotation, molecular function: acyltransferase activity, transferring groups other than amino-acyl groups; serine-type carboxypeptidase activity. The record is from RefSeq and is a predicted model, not a curated record. NCBI's taxonomy places the organism in Eukaryota, Viridiplantae, Streptophyta, Magnoliopsida, Sapindales, Anacardiaceae.